Mangifera indica (mango) is the source of this 8503-nucleotide messenger RNA. RefSeq lists its product as uncharacterized. Gene Ontology annotation, molecular function: protein binding. The record is from RefSeq and is a predicted model, not a curated record. Lineage: Eukaryota; Viridiplantae; Streptophyta; Magnoliopsida; Sapindales; Anacardiaceae. Gene Ontology annotation, cellular component: RAVE complex. Gene Ontology annotation, biological process: vacuolar acidification. The transcript has 16 exons. The coding region runs from base 79 to 7761 and encodes 2560 amino acids.
GUGUGGAUAUGUAGUAAAGCUCUUCAUCAGUCCCGCUCUAUUUCACUCAGAUCGGAGCUGUAAUUUCAAAAAGAAAAGAUGCCAGAAGUAGAAUCAAGCUGUAAUUUUCGAAAUGCAAAUCCUACAGUUGAUCCCAUUGAUCAUCUUCCACUCUCUCUUCUCCGAUCUGAAUUCAUCCCGGCCGCACCCACCCGAUCUGUAUCAGCAAUCGACUGGUUACCGGAGUUUGCCGGUUACUCAUGGGUGGCGUACGGAGCAUCUUCUCUCCUGGUGAUCUCUCAUUUUCCGUCUCCACUCUCCCAAGAAGAAACCCUAAUUGGUCCGAUUUUUCGACAAAUUUUCGAGCUCUCCGAUGAUUCAACGCCCGUCACCGCCGUGUCUUGGUCCCUGGCAAUUCCUUCAAUUGGCGGCCUCGCUGCUGCCUCGGGGAAUUGUAUCUAUGUCUUUACUCAUGAUUCGGGGAGCUCUAAAGGUUCUUUUUGUUGGAGCCAGAAUGCAGUACUCAUACAACUUGCAAAGGUGGAGGCAAUUCAAUGGACAGGGUCAGGGGAUGGGAUCAUUUCCGCUGGAAUUGAGGUCAUUUUGUGGAAAAAGCAAAACACAUCCUGGGAAAUUGCUUGGAAGUUUAAAGAGAAUCAGCCUCAAAAUCUUGUUUCUGCAACUUGGUCCAUUGAGGGACCUUCUGCAACCGCAGCUUAUAUGUAUAAACCAGACCUUGUUGGAUCUAAUGAGGUAGGCAAGUGUGUUUUGAUUUGUUACAGUGAUGGAAAAUCUGAAUAUACAAAAGUCAGGUUACAUCAUCCUCAGCCUAUUGUAAUGAUUCAAUGGAGGCCAUCACAAAUAAGGCAGGGAGAUGCAAAACAUUCAUCUAGGCAUGUGCUGCUGACAAGCUGCUUAGAUGGAACUCUAAGAUUAUGGAGUGAGAUGGAUAGUGGGAGGGUUAAAAAAGUUGGCAGGGAUGUUAAUGAUAAUAAAACCAUGAGGCGAUCUUUUUGUGUUGUUGCUGUGAUUGAAGUAAAUCAGGCCUUGGAUGGAGACCUUGGAAUGGAUGUAUUUUUUACAUGGGCAACAGAAAACCGAAGUAUGUUUAAAUCCAGUGAAGGAGACAACCAAUUUAUUACUGCUGGAGAAUUUGAGCAUGGAGGGGCUGGCAAAUGUGAGUGGUUAAUUGGGUUUGGUCCUGGAAUGCUGGUCACUUUCUGGGCUAUCCAUUGUCUUGAUGACAUCAAUCCCUUAAGGUGCCCACGAGUUACAUUAUGGAAGAAACAAAGCCUGGAAUCUGGAACUCUUAGUAGAGCUGAUUUUUCAAGUUUUAAGGAGCAACUAAUUCUUAAUAAAGUUGUCAUUUCAAGAAACUCCCUUUCUGGUCCUCCAACUCUUUGUUCUUUGAUUCGUCUAUCACCUUGUAACUCCUUAGUCUGGUCCUUUUUGCACACCCAAACAUCAAAAAGUAUAGAGGAUAUAUCUCCAAAUGAAUCUCAAACGGGAAAGUUCUUGCCAUUUUCAGCAUGUGGGGUUUUAGAUAUGGAUGGCCACACGGGGAAAAUCUUACAAGUUGCUGUGCAUCCUUGUGCCUCUGAAGUUGAACUUGCUGUUUCUCUUGACUCUAAUGGGUUGCUGUUAUUCUGGUCUCUUUCGACCAUUUCAAAUAGCAUCUCUGCCUUCCCAACGUUGAUUCCUACAUGGAAACUAUGUGGAAAACUUGAAACUCAAGGUUUGUGUUCGAAAUAUACAUCCUUGAGCUGGGCUCCUUCAAUGCUGCUUGAAGACAGGGUUCUUCUUAUGGGUCAUGUUGCAGGAAUAGAUUGCUUUAUGGUAAAGGUUUCUAUAACUGAAGAGGAUGAAAUAUCAUGUAAUUACAUAUGCACUAUACCUCUUAGUGGUCAUAGGGUUUAUGAGGAAGGUCCUUCAAAUAUAUAUACUAUACCUUUGCCUUCUUGUAACAUUAAAAUGGUAAAGUAUAAUAAAUUUAUGCUUUUGGGGGUUUGGAUGAAUGGGUUUGAGGCCUUAUCAUGGGAAAUCACCUUUCACCCUGUUGAUUUACUGGGAAGUUGCUGUGAAUGUAAUGUUGAAGAUAAUUUUGUUAAAGGCAUUGCCUGGAAGUUUGAAAUUUCUACUACUGAUAAAAGAUAUUGCAUUGUUGUCUGUCUGCGCUCAUCCCAAUUUCCUGAGGCUCACACAAAUAAUCAAAUUACUAGUUUUGCUGUGGUCUGUCCAAGUAGUCUGACACCUGUGGAUAAAAAAUUAGCUGAUGAUGAUAUUUGCAGCAAAAUUCCUGCAUAUACUAUGGCAACAGGCUCCUCUGAGGGUAUUUUGAAACUGUGGCGAAGUAACCUUGGCAGCCUAUCAACCCCUGACAUGCAAUGGGAGCUUGUAGGUAUGUUUGUUGCACAUCAAGGUCCUGUUUCUACUCUGUGCGUAACUAAUUGUGGCCGGAAGAUUGCAACUGUUUCUUCUAAAAGUGAUUCAAAUGCUGUGAGCACACUUUCUGUAUGGGAGUCUGUAUACCUUACAGGUUUUGGCAGUUUCAUAUUGGAAGAUACAUUAUCCUUUGACAGAAGUGUUGUUGCUGUAAAUUGGCUAACUUUUGAAAAUGGUCAAUUCUUACUUGGUGUGUGCAUGGAGAAUGAGCUGUGGAUAUAUGCACAGAGGCGCUGUGGCGGUCAGACUUUGCUGAACUCUAAAAAGUCUUUGAAAAUGCAAAUUUGGUUGUGCAUUGCAUUUGCUCAUACUUCUUCUGCUAUUCAUGGCCUGUUUUCUGGUCACAGGGCCACAGCUAUUGUUGUGCACAAUAGCUACUUUAGUCUAUUUAGUAGGUGGCUGUUUCUCACUGACAAAGAAAAUCAGGGCAAAUGCCAUUCAAAUUUUGUCAAGGACAACUCUUCUUGUCUUGACUAUGGAACAGGGACAAACGAUCUUUGUGCUGUGUCCACUGGUUGUGACAUUGGUGCUUCCAAAGUUUCAUCAGUUGAAGAUCUUAGAAGGGAAUGCAAGUCUCCUCUUUCUGUGAUGACCGAUAUGAAAAGUGAUCUACCAAGAUAUUUGUUUGUAGAAAGUGAUCAACUUCAAUUUGGUUCAGGAAUCAUGCUUGGUUCCUGGAGCUUGCUGGAAAUUGCUGAGAAGUUAAGGGGAUCUUUGCCUGCUUAUCAUCCUGAGGCACUCCUCACAAAUUUAUAUUCAGGGAAUUGGAAACGUGCAUAUAUAUCUGUCAGGCAUCUCAUUGAAUACCUUACUGCACUUGAUGUCUCAGAGAAGAGAUGUCCCUCCACAAAGUCUGGCCAUAUUGUCCCACAGAUCCUUUUGUCAAAUUAUUAUGAAGGGUUUCUUUCCAAAGGUUCUGCCAAUAAUGAAUUUAAAUGGAGUGGGGUUGAUACAUCGAUGACAUCUUCUUCACAGUUUAAUGGAGGCAUUACUGAGUUUGCUUACAAUUUUGAGUCAGCUGAUGCUUCCACUUACAUGAUUAAUUCAUCUUCUCCGAAAUCUGAACUUUGUGGCUUAGCUGAGUCUUUUGAGAAUUUAAAUGGCCUACCAGCUAUAUCCACCAUAGAUAAAAUGGAAAUUCUUGCAGUUGUUGAUCUACUCAAGGAAGUUAGUAAUAUGCAGUCCGCUUCAGCCUACGAAAAUCUUGAUGAACCUGGCCGAAGGUUUUGGGUGGCAUUAAGGUUUCAGCAACUACACUUUUCUCGAAGGUUUGGUAGAUUGGCAUCUGUGGAAGAGUUGAUGGUUGAGUCUAGGCUUAUAGGAUGGGCUUUCCACUCUGAUUGUCAGGAAACUUUGUUUGGUUCUGUUCUAACUAAUGAACCAUCUUGGCCAGAAAUGCGGGCACUGGGUGUUGGAUUUUGGUUCGCUAACAUGACACAAUUGCGUAUAAGGAUGGAGAAACUGGCAAGAUCACAGUACCUGAAGAGCAAAAAUCCUAAAGACUGUGCACUUUUAUAUAUAGCUUUAAAUAGACUUCAAGUUUUGGCUGGCCUAUUUAAACUUAGCAAGGAUGAGAAGGACAAACCCAUGGUAGCAUUUCUUUCACGCAAUUUUCAGGAGGAGAAAAAUAAGGCAGCUGCUUUGAAAAAUGCUUAUGUCUUACUGGGUAGACAUCAACUAGAGCUGGCUAUCGCUUUCUUUCUGCUUGGAGGUGAUGCAGCCUCUGCGAUUAAUGUGUGCGCAAAAAACCUUGGGGAUGAACAGCUUGCGCUAGUAAUUUGCCGGCUCCUAGAGACACGUGGUGGACCAUUAGAGCAUCAUCUUAUUACAAAGUUUAUACUUCCAUCUGCCAUGGAGAGGAAAGACUACUGGCUUGCAAGCCUUCUGGAGUGGGAAUUGGGGAAUUACUCUGAGUCAUUUCUGACCUUAAUCGGUUUCCAAGAAACUACUGUUACUAACAAGUUUGCUCUUUUGUCAAAUAAUGCUGCUUUUGUGGAUCCCAGUAUUGGUUUGUAUUGCCUUACCCUAGCAAACAAAAAUUGUAUGAAGAAUUCUAUCGGGGAAAAAAAUGCUGCUAUCCUUGGUAGAUGGGCAACUUUGAUGAGAGCUACUGCUUUAAACAGAUGUGGGCUUCCUCUUGAAGCUUUGGAAUGCCUUUCAUUUUCUCCCAGCACUAUUGUGGCUACAGAUCAAGGGAGUAUACAAGAUGUUGAACAUUCUCAAAUUGUACCUGCAAUUCUAAAGCUUUCUGCCUGCAAUUCCUCUAACUGGCUGUCAGGCGAUGUGGCUUUGCAUCUGGAGUCCCAUUGUAAAUUGGCUUUAGCCCUUCAAUAUUUCUCAAAAUUGAUGUGGGAGCAUCCUAGUUGGCCUAAUCUAGGAUAUGGUAGAGCCAGUACAUGCUCAAUGGAUCUUGAAACUCAUCAACGUCAGAAAAUACUAGAAAAUUUUCAAUGCAAGUUGUACACUGGACUUGCAUACCUCAAACAGAGGUUUGCAUUGCAAUCUUCUUGUCUAAUCAGCUUGAUUUUAGUCUUGUUGUGCAGCAACGGGUUGUCAUUUAUUGGAUAUGACAUAUUAUGUGGAUAUACUUGUCAAGGACUUUCACGAGAUGAGAGCAAUGUAAAAGAAAGCUUCCUCUUAUAUUUUCUUCAGCAUAAGCCACUUUUGAAGGCUACUGAAGACUUCUCCAUUUUUAUUUCACGGCUUAUUGCUGCCUCAAGCAUUUCUUGCUUCAAUUCUAGACCACUUCAUAUUGAAAAUGGUCUGUGUAGAGAAGUUGGAUCAGUUUUUUUAAAUGCUUGGGGGCAUUACUUUCAAUGUGUUAUAUUGUCACUGUGGAGUUUAAGAGCUGCUAUGAGGAAUCUUUCCAGCUACUUAACUGAAUCUGAACAACUCAUGAUGGAACCCCUUGUUCUUCUAGAUUUAUCUGAGUAUUAUCUGCAUUUUGCCUCUGCUUGGCUUCAGAGGAAUUCAAAAAAUAUUCUUCUUCUGGUGCAACCUAUCUUGAUUACCUAUACCAAUGGGCAUACUCCCUACGAAGUUGAUAUGGUGAAUCUGAAGAAAAAUUUCCACCAAACUUUGGAAUUGGUAGCCUGUACAUCAAUUGAUGAUGUGGAAGGGAUGCUUCAGGUUCCUAAAUGUUUUGAUGAUAAAAAAUGUGAUCUUUUGCAUUCAAUUCCAGAAGAUGAAAGAUGGCAAAUCAUGGGGGCUUGCCUGUGGCAACACAUGUCUAGAUUCACCAAACAUAAGCUUAAUUCUAUGUCCAUGAAACUUGAUGACAAUCAUUCUACUGGUUUUCCCUUUGGAAAAUUUUCUCCCAGUAGUGCAAAAAAUUCUGAAUCUUCUAGCAUCAGUGUAAUGGAACACAUCAGGCUUCUCUCCUUGAUAUUGAGCAAGUCAUUGAAGUCCACAGUGUUGCACGUUUCUUCUUAUCAUGUAAAACAGCUUGCAAUAUUCCUGCAGCAGAAAGCGGAGAGUGGAUUUGAUGUUCUAACUUGUCAAUGGUUAGAAAAGUCUAAACUGUCUCAACCCAGAGUCCUUUAUUCACAUUUGCAUGAGGGAGCUGCAAGUAUACACAUGAUGAAUAACAAGGAUGAAGUAGCCACAUCUAAAUUACUUUGGGAUGCUUGUGCUGAUGCAAAUAUUGUAUUUGAAGGUUUUGUGCAAGAAAAAAUAGAUUGGAAACAUCUUAUCCAUUGUAAACCAUCUAAAGGAUGGACUCACAUAAAUGAAGGUGUCAUGAUGGAUCACAAAAAUGAGGCACCUCACAAUCAUGUUGGCAUUUCUAGUAGUACUCCUAGUGGUGAAAUUGGAUCGCCUGGUAGGGGCCUUUUUCGAAAUGGUCAUACUUUACUGAGCUCCUGGCAUAAAGAUACAAGCAUUGCAAAUGAGGUUACGCCUUUUUACUCUCCUCAAGAAAUAUGCAGGAGAAAUGGGGAGCUUUUUGAGACAAUGUGCAUCAACUCCAUUGAUCAAAGGCAGGUAGCAGUUGCUAGCAAUCGAAAGGGAAUAGUUUUCUUUAAUUGGGAAAAUGGGCUGCCUUUCAGAUGUCAAGCUGAUUAUAUUUGGUCAGAUGCUGAUUGGCCACAUAAUGGUUGGGCUGGUUCAGAAUCAACCCCCAUGCCAACAUUUGUUUCUCCUGGCAUUGGGCUUGGGAGCAAGAAAGGGGCACACCUUGGGUUAGGUGGUGCUACCAUUGGUUUGGAUUCGUCAUCAAGACCAGUGAGAGAUUUGACUGGCGGUGGAGCAUUUGGGAUUCCAGGUUAUGCUGGUAUUGGAGCUUCUGGCUUAGGUUGGGAGAUUCAAGAUGAUUUUGAGGAGUGCACUGAUCCACCAGCUACAUUGGAAAAUAUAAGUACAAGGGCUUUCUCAAGUCACCCCUCCAGGCCUUUCUUCUUGGUUGGUUCUAGCAAUACACACAUUUACUUAUGGGAGUUUGGUAAGGAUAAAGCUACUGCUACUUAUGGUGUGCUUCCUGCUGCAAAUGUUCCUCCCCCAUAUGCUCUCGCAUCAAUAUCUGCUUUGCAAUUUGAUCACUUUGGGCACAGAUUUGCUAGUGCUGCACUGGAUGGAACUAUAUGCACAUGGCAGCUCGAGGUGGGAGGGAGGAGCAAUGUCCGUCCGACAGAAUCAUCACUCUGCUUUAACAAUCAUGCAACGGAUGUCACUUACAUUACCUCAAGUGGAUCUGUUAUUGCUGCAGCUGGACAUAGCUCUAGUGGUGUUAAUGUGGUUAUCUGGGACACUUUGGCUCCACCUUCAAGCUCCAGAGCUUCCAUCAUUUGUCAUGAAGGUGGUGCACGCUCCAUUUCUGUGUUUGAUAAUAACAUUGGAAGUGGAUCUGUUUCUCCCCUCAUUUUGACUGGUGGUAAAGCUGGUGAUGUUGGAAUUCAUGACUUCCGGUACAUAGUAACCGGAAGAGCUAAAAGGCACAGGCAUUUGGAUUCUGGUGAACCAAACAUAAACUCAUCUGUAAAUAAUGAUACACGAACAGGCUUUGGGAAUGAUCCUAGAGACAACAAUGGGAUGCUUUGGUAUAUACCAAAGGCUCACUCAGGGAGUGUCACAAGAAUAUCUACCAUCCCAAAUACCAGUUUGUUCUUAACUGGAAGCAAAGAUGGAGAUGUUAAACUUUGGGAUGCCAAAGCAGCCAAGUUAGUUUAUCAUUGGUCAAAAUUGCAUGAAAGGCACACCUUUUUGCAGCCUAGCUCUCGGGGUUUUGGUGGAGUCGUUCGGGCUGCUGUCACAGAUAUACAAGUUGUUUCACAUGGAUUUCUUACAUGUGGCGGAGAUGGUUCUGUGAAGCUGGUACAACUCAAAGAUACUAACAACUUCAGAUAAGUUGAACAAGUUCUAUUUAGAUCUCACAGGCGAUCUUACAGAUCUGUGAAAUGGGGCUAACUUGGAAUUUUGAGAAGUUGGUUGAUAGUGCAACUCUGUCCAUUUUUGUAUGUGUCACCCUACCAUGUAUAUAUUUAUCGUGAGUGCCCUAUACAGAUGACCUCCUUGCCAUUCGUUUUCAAAAAAAAAUUGAUAGGAGCCUAGAAAACAGAGUAUUUUUUUGGUGCAUUUACUUGAGGAAGGGGAAAGAAGGCAGAAUCCUGUGCCCUGCCUCUGAGCUACAGGCUGUUGUCUUAAACAAUAUUGGUAAUACAAAAUUCCCCCUUCCCCACAUUUGUUUUCUGGUGCCAUAUAGAUGGCAGCAACUCAAUGCUAAGCUUCGUCGUCUUGAGUAAAGGGAAAAUGGUGUGUUGGGUGCGAAGUCUUCAGUCUUCAUACAGUAUUCAAACAUUGUCUCGUUCUGCCAAUGCUGAGCACUAAUUCUGGUUUUUGAAGUACUUCUGCGAGUCAUGAGAAGGCAUUAGAGAAAGUUCCAAUCCAAGUUUUGUAUGAUGUUUUCUAAGAACUGAAUUUGUUUUGCGGUCUAAAGUAAUUGUUUUUGUAAAUAGUUGAGUAUGUGUAUAUGUAAUUACUGGAAUAGCAAUGUCAUAUACCAAUUCGGUAUUGGCCACCCGAAGUUGAAAUAACUAACUUAGACUCUAUUUCUAGGGAGUCCUGUUGGUCUCCACUGUUUCUACUUCAA